CAGGGGACCGCUGCUGGACAAAAAUAGCGAGAGGGGGGGGAGCUCACUUACGGACAGAUUCAUCUCCUAGAUCCAACGAGGCAAAAAGAAGUUCGACACCAAGUUGUACCUGCUUCUGGGCGUAUUUUGGCGGGACAAACCUUUGCUCUACGGGCGGCGCUGCUAGGGGUAGCGGAGAGGGAGCGGAUGGCGUCUCUUCCAUCAAACACGGGAGGGAACAAGAGAAGAGUGUCCUACUUCUAUGAUGCCGAGAUCGGGAACUACCACUACGGGCAAGGGCACCCCAUGAAACCGCACCGUGUUCGUAUGACCCAUAACUUGGUGGUAAACUACGGUUUAUACCGCCAGAUGGAGGUGUUUCGGCCGAAGCCCAUCAGCAGCCAACACAUGACUCGCUUCCACUCCGAUGACUACAUCAACUUCCUACGGGUCAUAACACAAGACAACAUGCAGCACAACUACACUCAGCUGCAGCGCUUUAACGUCGGCGAAGACUGCCCCGUUUUCGAUGGGCUUUUCGAGUUCUGCCAGCUGUACACGUCCGGCUCCAUCGGUGGAGCCAUCCGGCUCAAUAACAAGCAGUCGGACGUGGUGAUCAACUGGGCUGGGGGCUUGCACCACGCGAAGAAGAGUGAGGCUUCUGGGUUCUGCUACGUGAACGACUGCGUAUUGGCAAUUCUAGAGCUGCUCAAGACACAUCAGCGUGUGCUGUACAUCGACAUCGACAUUCACCAUGGAGACGGCGUGGAGGAGGCCUUCUACACGACGAACCGGGUCAUGACGGUGUCUUUCCACAAGUUUGGAGAAUAUUUCCCUGGCACGGGCGACGUCAAAGAUGUUGGCGUGGCGCAGGGGAAGAACUACGCAAUCAACUUCCCGUUGGCAGACGGCAUCAACGAUCAGAGCUACCGAAGUAUCUUCAGGCCAGUCAUCGAAAAGGUGAUGGAGCACUACUCGCCGGAGGCAAUCGUAAUGCAAUGCGGAGCAGACUCCCUCUCAGGUGACCGUCUUGGCUGCUUCAACCUCUCGCUCAAGGGCCACGCUGAUUGCGUGCAAUACGUGAAAAGCUUCAAUGUGCCGCUAUUGGUGCUUGGUGGAGGAGGCUACACGCUUCGCAACGUGCCGCGCUGCUGGGCAUACGAAACUGGAGUACUUCUUGACACUGAGCCGUCGGACAUGCUUCCAUACAACGAUUACUUCGAGUACUACGGCCCCGACUACCGCUUGCACAUGCCUACGUCCAACAUGGAGGACAUGAACAAGAGGGAAACUCUGGAGGAGACCAAAAUCCAGCUGUUCGAGAUCCUUCGGUCCCUCGAAGCUGUCCCCGGGGUUCCGAUUGAAACGGGUGCUGAGGUCAAAACCCCGGCUACGUUGCGGAUGCCAGAAGAGGACGAGGAAAUGACGGAAGCGGACGACAGGCCGACAGGCGAGGGGCGGAGGCAGCACGAUGCGGAGCAAGUGGGCGAGACUUUGCGUGUACCGCCCAAGCCAGAAAUCAAGGCGAACGCAUGGCCGCUCGGAACUUGAUCGUUCGGUCUUGUCGGAAGGGGGGUCACAAUCAUCUUUCUAUCGCCAAAUCUUUGGAUGGUGGAAGUGUUAGUUUUUGUCUUUGCCGCGUUUAGCAUCGUCAAUGAACCAAAAGAUGGGAGUGCAUUUAGUGAGACGCCGCUCUUCAUUUCUGUUGCUUUCAUCUCAUCCCGUGCUGACCUUCUACUGGUAGGCUCCAAAUAUUGUUUCGAGGCUGUACCUCGUUCGUUCAAGAGAGGCAAUGGUAGAAAGGGUGUUUCGCAUUUAGGUUGGCCAAGGGUACUACGAGGAUAACCGUUAUUUUAAUAUCCGUUGC
Messenger RNA from Ectocarpus siliculosus, 1846 nucleotides. The record is from the annotation of a GenBank genome assembly. Lineage: Eukaryota; Phaeophyceae; Ectocarpales; Ectocarpaceae.